AUGCCUCGCCCUAUCUGGGAAGGAGAGGUUGCUAGCACAUCACUUCCAUCAGGCAUCUUCAGCAUGCCUGUCCCUAUCUGCAAAGGAGAGAUUAGUUACGGGUCUGUUCGAAGAAGAUCUCCUGAUGGACAUAUAUCCAUAUCUGGGAAGGAGAGGUUACCAGCACGUCACUUCCAUCAGGCAUCUUCAGCAUGCCUGUCCCUAUCUGCAAAAGAGAGAUUACUAACGGGUCCCUUCCCCCAGACAUUUUUAGGAAAUCUCCCCCUUCAUAGAGAAGAACGGUUACAAUCACCUCUCAAUCAGGAGUCAACAACAUGCCUGUCGCUAUCUUGGAAGGAGAGGUUACUAGCACAUCACUUCCAUCAGGCAUCUUCAGCAUGCCUGUCCCUAUCUGCAAAAGAGAGAUUACUAACGGGUCCCUUCCCCCAGAAAUUUUUAGGAAAUCUCCCCCUUCAUAGAGAAGAACGGUUACAAUCACCUCUCAAUCAGGAGUCAACAACAUGCCUGUCGCUAUCUUGGAAGGAGAGGUUACCAGCACGUCACUUCCAUCAGGCAUCUUCAACAUGCCUGUCCCUAUCUGCAAAAGAGAGAUUACUAACGGGUCCCUUCCCCCAGAAAUUUUUAGGAAAUCUCCCCCUUCAUAGAGAAGAACGGUUACAAUCACCUCUCAAUCAGGAGUCAACAACAUGCCUGUCGCUAUCUUGGAAGGAGAGGUUACCAGCACGUCACUUCCAUCAGGCAUCUUCAGCAUGCCUGUCCCUAUCUGCAAAAGAGAGAUUACUAACGGGUCCCUUCCCCCAGACAUUUUUAGGAUAUCUCCCCCUUCAUAGAGAAGAACGGUUACAAUCACCUCUCAAUCAGGAGUCAACAACAUGCCUGUCGCUAUCUUGGAAGGAGAGGUUACUAGCACGUCACUUCCAUCAGGCAUCUUCAGCAUGCCUGUCCCUAUCUGCCAAGGAGAGAUUACUAGUAGGUCACUUCCCCCAGACUUCUUUAGGAUGCCUCCCCCUUUAUAGAGAAGAACGGUUACAAUCACCUCACUCAUUCAGGAGUCCACAAUAUGCCUCGCCCUAUCUGUAAAGGAGAGGUUACCAGCAAAGGAGAGAUUAUUAGUGGGUCACUUCCCCUAGGCAUCUUUAGGAUGCCUCUCCCUUUAUAGAGAAGAACGGUUACAAUCACCUCACUCAAUCACGAGUCAACAUGCCUUUUGCUAUCUUGGAAGGAGAGGUUACAAGCACGUCACUUCCAUCAGGCAUCUUCAGCAUGCCUGUCCCUAUCUGCCAAGGAGAGAUUACUAGUAGGUAACUUCCCCCAGACUUCUUUAGGAUGCCUCCCCCUUUAUAUUAAGAACGAUUAAAAUCACCUCAUUCAAUCAGGAGUCAGCAAUAUGCCUCGCCCUAUCUGGGAAGGAGAGGUUGCUAGCACAUCACUUCCAUCAGGCAUCUUCAGCAUGCCUGUCCCUCUCUGCAAAGGAGAGAUUAGUUACGGGUCUGUUCGAAGAAGAUCUCCUGAUGGACAUGUACAGUUCCUAUUAAUUAUAUGUGUCACAUCUCUAGCUUUAGUCUCCAGGUCAAUUGUGGUGCUGUAACAAAUAACGGUCACCCAUUUUGAGACAGUCACAAUCAGUAGAAGUGGUAGUAUUGUAGAAAUUAUGGUGUCCUGGCAUUACCAGAGUUGUGAUUGUCGAUGGUUCCAGCUCAUUUCUUUUUCCAUGAAUCUUUCAUCGCUAUUGGCCCUAGUACUGGGUCACUUCCCCCAGACAUCUUUAGGAUGCCUUCUCCUUUAUAGGAAGCAAAGGUUUCAAUCACCUCACUCAAUCAGGAGUCAACAAUAUGCCUCGCCCUAUCUGGGAAGGAGAGGUUACAAGCACAUCACUUCCAUCAGGCAUCUUCAGCAUGCCUCUCCCUAUCCUUAGCUUUCGGAACUACUCUGCAAUGUUCCCCAGAUCCACUUUCAGCAUAUCUUCUGAUUGAAGAAGAUCUGUUGAUGGACAUGGUCAGUUCCUACUCAUUAUAUGUGCCAUAUCUCUAUCUUUAGUUUCUAAGUCAGAUGUGGUACGUCAUAAUUAACUGUCAAAUAUUCUGAGACAGUCGCAAUCAGUAGAAGUGGUAGUAUUGUAGAGAUUAUGGUGUCCUGGCAUUACCAGAGUUGUGAUUGUCGAUGGUUCCAGCUCAUUUCUUUUUCCAUGAAUCUUUCAUCGCUAUUGGCCCUAUUCAGGUUCUUGGCUGUAUGCCUACAGCACAUGUAUGUUUCUCACUCAUUAUGACUGUAAAUGUCCAUUUCCCUGGCAAGACUUUCUUGUUAUGUUUGCUAUUCUCACCUCAAGAAGGCAAAUCCUUCCAGUUCUGACCAGAUUGACAAGCACAUUGCCAAACUCACUACAAGCCAAUAUUUGGUAUUUCAUAGCACAAUCUGAGCAACCUUAGUUUAAUUCCUAAUGUUAUCCUUACUCAGAUACUCACCAUUAUCCUUUAAUCCCACACUAUAUAUGGUAAGACUAUUUAGAUAUCCAUAUCUGGGAAGGAGAGGUUACCAGCACGUCACUUCCAUCAGGCAUCUUCAGCAUGCCUGUCCCUAUCUGCAAAAGAGAGA
Molecule: messenger RNA, 2592 nt
Organism: Girardinichthys multiradiatus
Lineage: Eukaryota; Metazoa; Chordata; Actinopteri; Cyprinodontiformes; Goodeidae
Exons: 3
Coding region: 1-1080 (359 amino acids)
Source: RefSeq, a predicted model, not a curated record